CGCCAAUCACUACUCAGUAGCCAACUCUAAAGAAGUGCAGCGCAGCACUAGCUAGCUUUGAUCAUAUUUGAUUUUAGUGCUUCUUGAUUCGCAAAAAAUGGCAGAGGAACAUACCAACAAGGCCCCUGAGGUCGAGAGCAGCGUCGCCGGUGAAGAAACAGUUGAGUCCAAGGACCGAGGGUUGUUCGAUUUCAUGGGGAAGAAAGAAAAGGAGAAGCCCCAAGAGGAGGUGAUCGUGACUGAGUUUGACAAGGUUAAGAUUGAAGAAACGAAGGCAGAGGAAGAGGGAGAGGAGAAGAAGAAGCAUGGUCUCCUGGAGAAGCUUCACCGAGCAGAUAGCAGCUCCAGUUCUUCGAGCGACGAAGAAGAAGGUGAAGGAGGAGAGAAGAGGAAGAAGAAAAAGAAGAAGGAGAAGAUCGAAGAGGAAAACAAAGAAGAGGACACAGUAGUCCCGGUCGAAAAGUAUGAUGAACCAGUGGUUCAGCCAGACACGCCUGAAAAGAAAGGGCUCCUUGAGAAGAUCAAAGAGAAGCUCCCUGGACAACAUAAGAAAGCUGAAGAGGUGAGUAGCCCACCUCCAGCAGCAGCUGAGCCUCAUCAUGAAGGCGACGCAAAGGAAAAGAAGGGAAUUUUGGAGAAAAUCAAGGAAAAGCUUCCUGGUUACCACCCCAACGCUGAUGAAGAAGAAUGGUGAUGAACUUGUGUGUUUCUUAAAUUGCUGUAUGUAUUUGUAUAUUUCAUAUAAGUUUCCCAUGCUUUUAGUACAAUUCAUAUGUAAGAAAGGACAUGUUUCUCUACCUUUCUUUUUGUGAUUUGAGCAGUACUUGCUUUAUCGUUAUCAUUUCGAGUCCCACCUGUUUUCUUUACUCUGUUCUAAAUAAAUUAUGAUCAUUAUUGGAUA
This is a messenger RNA of Hibiscus syriacus, 901 nucleotides long. RefSeq names its product phosphoprotein ECPP44-like. The transcript has 3 exons. The record is from RefSeq and is a predicted model, not a curated record. Gene Ontology annotation, biological process: response to water. Lineage: Eukaryota; Viridiplantae; Streptophyta; Magnoliopsida; Malvales; Malvaceae. Gene Ontology annotation, cellular component: membrane. Bases 98 to 694 code for a protein of 198 amino acids.